AUGGGAGCAAGACGAAAUCCUUCGCUUGAAAGAGCGCGCGCAGGCCAAGGCGAGAACGUCCCUGGCGAGAACCCCGGAUUCUCGUUGGAUACUUUGAUGGGAAUUGCCCAAAAGGGAGCCAAAGACAUGGGGGGGAAGACCCUUUCGGUUGGCGUCCAGAGUGAAUCUUUUGCCGUGAUGACAAUGGCGCACGGGUUGGAGCCAACACUAGGCGGAAGCGGACCUCUGGAAGGGUGGCGUUUACGGAUGGUUCUACGGCUUCUCGUCGUUUCUUCGGGACGACAGCUCUAUCCGUCAUUUUUCGAGCCGCGCCACAAAUGCAACCUCUACAUAGUAGCCUGCACUCUCCAGGUUGUUGAUGCAGGUGUUGAUGGUGCUGGUCCUGGUGCUGUCGGUACAUGGCAGUACAAACUCCGUUCAGACGAAGGACGCGUGACAGGGGUCUGUGUGGCAGCAGAAGAGCUUGGAGAAGAAGAACCCGACAGAGAGACUUCAUUAGAGACGGAGGUUGCCUUCGGUUCCAUGAUGCUUAUGCUCUCUGGCGGAAGGUACAUCCCUCAGCUAACUACCAUGUCCCCUCCACUAUAUCCCAUGGACACUGAACAGCCUCAUCCCUCCGGCAAGAUCAUCAAAACUAGUGCUACAUUCAUCACCAAGCUGUUGGUUAUUUCAGUCUCUUUGCAUCAAGUCAAUCAGCGUACCUCGCUCUGA
Messenger RNA from Colletotrichum godetiae, 711 nucleotides. RefSeq lists its product as uncharacterized. NCBI's taxonomy places the organism in Eukaryota, Fungi, Ascomycota, Sordariomycetes, Glomerellales, Glomerellaceae. The transcript has 4 exons. The coding region runs from base 1 to 711 and encodes 236 amino acids. The record is from RefSeq and is a predicted model, not a curated record.